This is a messenger RNA of Mangifera indica (mango), 769 nucleotides long. RefSeq lists its product as uncharacterized. Lineage: Eukaryota; Viridiplantae; Streptophyta; Magnoliopsida; Sapindales; Anacardiaceae. The record is from RefSeq and is a predicted model, not a curated record. Bases 111 to 500 code for a protein of 129 amino acids. Gene Ontology annotation, biological process: mRNA processing. The transcript has a single exon.
UGGGCCCCAUCCAAACCAGAACUCAUGGCGAAACUUGAAACACAACAUUAACUUGUACAACUCUCGAACUCUCAACUCGCAUUCGCAUCGGUUCUCCUAUCCCACAAAACAUGGCUAAUCUCUUUCAGAAAUUCAGUAGAAACAAAUCAACUCUAAGAAUCUUCACAAAUCAUAAAGCCCCAUUAGCUUUCCCGAAACUCACACCUCCUCUUAUUAACACAAACAACCCCGUAUUAUUUUCAGACCCUCCAACAACAGACAAUGCCAUAUCUACUCAAAAGUUGCAAUUUUUUCCUAAUUAUCCUUUUGGGUAUUGCUUGAAUCCGAUUUCUUCAACUGGGUUUGAUCGGUUGAAGGUUAUUGGGGCAGAUAAAGAAGUGGAGGCUGAUGCUGAUGAUGCUAGGACGAUAUGGGCGGAUAGUGUGAAGAAGAAGAGGAAGAAGAAGAUGAAUAAGCAUAAGUACAAGAAGCUUAGGAAGCGUCUGAGGCGAAAAACUUAGGCUGAUUAGGUGAGGAUUUCGCGUUUUAUUGGUGCUUUCCCAUCAAAGUCUCCUCGGGACAAUUUUUGUUUUGUAUUAGUUGAUAGUACUAUCUUAAGGUAUUUAAUUACAAUUGGGGAUUUCUUCUAAAUUUGUUUAAGCGAAAUUUAUGUCUGAAAGCUCCCAAAUUAUGUUUUUAUGCAGCUAGCUGGAUGUUCCCUCUCUCUAUAUAUAACAUUGAUUAAUACUUUGUAGUUGUAUUAUUUGCAAUCAAGGUCUAGAUUUGCAUA